Molecule: messenger RNA, 1526 nt
Organism: Lemur catta (Ring-tailed lemur)
Lineage: Eukaryota; Metazoa; Chordata; Mammalia; Primates; Lemuridae
Gene: GNRHR
Product: gonadotropin releasing hormone receptor
Exons: 3
Coding region: 34-1020 (328 amino acids)
Biological process (GO): G protein-coupled receptor signaling pathway
Cellular component (GO): membrane
Molecular function (GO): peptide binding; gonadotropin-releasing hormone receptor activity
Source: RefSeq, a predicted model, not a curated record
ACGCAAGUCUCGAAGCUCUGUCUUUGGGGAAAUAUGGCAAAUAACGCCUCUCCUGAACAGAAUCAAAAUCACUGCUCUGCAGUCAACAGCAGCAUCCCUCUGAUGCAGGGCAACCUCCCCACUCUGACCUUGUCUGGAAAGAUCCGAGUUAUGGUUACUUUCUUCCUUUUUCUACUCUCCACAACCUUUAAUGCUUCUUUCCUGUUGAAACUUCAGAAGUGGACUCAGAAGAAAGAGAAAGGGAAAAAGCUCUCGAGAAUGAAGGUGCUUUUAAAGCAUCUCACCUUAGCCAACCUGUUGGAGACUCUGAUAGUCAUGCCACUGGACGGAAUGUGGAACAUUACAGUCCAGUGGUACGCGGGAGAGUUCCUCUGCAAAGUCCUCAGUUACCUGAAGCUUUUCUCCAUGUACGCCCCAGCCUUCAUGAUGGUGGUAAUCAGCCUGGACCGCUCCCUGGCCAUCACGAGGCCCCUAGCUGUGAAAAGCAACAGCAAGCUCGGACAGUCCAUGAUUGGCCUGGCCUGGAUCCUCAGUAGUGUCUUUGCUGGGCCACAGUUAUACAUCUUUAGGAUGAUCCAUCUAGCAGACAGCACUGGACAGACGGAAGUUUUCUCUCAAUGUGUAACACACUGCAGUUUUCCACAAUGGUGGCAUCAAGCCUUUUAUAACUUUUUCACCUUCAGCUUCCUCUUCAUCAUCCCUCUUCUCAUCAUGCUGAUCUGCAAUGCAAAAAUCAUCUUCACCUUGACACGAGUCCUUCAUCAGGACCCCCACAAACUACAAUUGAAUCAAUCCAAGAACAAUAUACCAAGAGCACGGCUGAGGACCCUAAAGAUGACAGUUGCCUUUGCCACUUCAUUUACUGUCUGCUGGACUCCCUAUUAUGUCCUAGGAAUUUGGUAUUGGUUUGAUCCUGAAAUGUUAAACAGGGUGUCAGAUCCAGUAAAUCACUUCUUCUUUCUCUUUGCUUUUUUAAACCCAUGCUUUGAUCCACUUAUAUAUGGAUAUUUCUCUCUGUGAUGGAUAGGCUACACAAGAAGUCAAGUAAAGAAGGGCAGGUAAUGAAUUUCUCCAUUUGUGAAUGAUAAACACAAAGUUUUCAGCUAUUUAUGGACAAACAAAGCAGGAUUUAAGCUUAAGUUACAACUCUUAUUCUUUUAAAAACAUAUUGUCAGAACCUCAAUUACAAGGGAGAAAACAAAAACUUCAGGAAAAAGACUGAAAUAUUUUCUCUUAAUCAUAAGCUUCUAAAUUAAUCUCUGCCCUUUCAGACCUCAUAUAGCACAUUAUGUGGGUUUCUUAUCACUUUCUCUUUGUAUAAAAGUGCAUAAAUAUUUAAAAUAGACACAGCCUAAGGCAAAAAAAGGUGCCAAAAAGUAAGGCUGGUUUACAACACAGUCCUAACCUCAGCAUGCUAUGAAGUUUUUCUUCAAAAGGGAUUUAGUAGUAAUUACAUUCUUAUGCUGUAACAAUACAUAGAGCACAGAGGACAGUAUGUCUCCUGCCCGUAAGAUCAAAUUUCCCUC